Histoplasma mississippiense is the source of this 2256-nucleotide messenger RNA. RefSeq lists its product as hypothetical. The transcript is spliced from 5 exons. Bases 1 to 2256 code for a protein of 751 amino acids. Lineage: Eukaryota; Fungi; Ascomycota; Eurotiomycetes; Onygenales; Ajellomycetaceae. Gene Ontology annotation, cellular component: cytosol; nucleus. The record is from RefSeq and is a predicted model, not a curated record. Gene Ontology annotation, biological process: regulation of DNA-templated transcription.
AUGGAGUCACAAGAUGAUUUGGCCCCAACCUUUUGUAUUGGACAACAUGAAACUCGGCGCACUGUGCCAGUAUCGCCUCAACUAGUCCAGUUGGCGCAAGAGGGUAAUUAUGAUCUACUCACAACCCCCAUCACGACUCCUCUUUUCCAUUCCCGCGUCCUUACGCUGCUUUCUACCCACCUAUCUGACUCGCGCCCACCUGUUCUCGACCCGACUUUAACUUUGGGAACGUCACAUAAUACUAGUCCUGUGACGGUCCCGCCACUUUCACCAGAAGAUACUUUCUUGACGCCAAAUGAGUCCACAAGCCAGUUGGUUGGUGUCACUAGUCCUUGGAUAGAUCUCUGUUCUCCAGAUCCUUUGAUAGCAGACAUAUCUCGCCAAGUAUUGAACCUGGAGGUCGCCUACGCUGCGUUUUGCGGCGUCAGUUUCGUUAUCAUCCCAGGCCCAAGAUUGCACCAUGGAAAUGUGCACGGGGAAGGUCUGAUGUAUUAUGCUCGCGCAGUUCAGGAUAUUUUGAAUAUCGGGCUUUAUAUCCAAGUGCAUAUCUGGUUUGGUAUGGUAGAUAUCCCGGAUCUGGAAACUAGCAAUGUUGGUGACCUCGCCCCCUUUGCUAGAGCGGAUUAUCUUAUUGUAGGAAACUACUCACCCACCAAGGUGGACUUAUUUGCUUUAUCGAUCCCAAAACACCUUCCGCUUUUGUCUGUACAGGCACGAUGGCAUGCUGAACAAGUCCAUAUCCUCACAAUCGCAGGGUCGUCAUUCAUCAAGAACCAAAAAGGGUUUCCCGUUUUGCCCAAGGCGCACCAGGCCAUGAUUGCUCGCAUGAUGCAGCUCCGCAUCCCACCGUGGAUUAUUCUUUGCGAUGUUGGCCCGAUUCCCGGGCUUGAGAUUGGUAAAUCGGGCUCUGAGACUGAUUCGACCCCCGGAAUCAGCCCCCGAAUUGAAGCUGAGGAAGCCGAUCCUACCCCCGCGGAAGCGCACCGGAAUUUCAGAUCUGGGUCUAAUAAAAAGAAUUUUGACCCAACCCCUCACCUGUCUUAUAUGAGAAAUCUCCAGCAGAAACAGCCUGCUCGGACUCCUAUGGAGCGAUUUGGAGUUGGAUAUCAAGAUUAUUUACAGGCUCCACUCCAGCCCCUUACCGUUAACUUGGAAAGCAUAACUUACGAGGUGUUCGAGAAAGAUCCCAUUAAAUACGAAUGGUAUGAGCGUGCAAUUGCCAAGGCUUUGAAAGACUGGGCGGAACAGGGAAAGCCAACCUGCCAUCCAGAAGGCCAUGUGGUGCUUGCUGUAGUUGGUGCUGGACGAGGUCCCUUGGUCACCCGAGCUAUUCGCGCGAGUGUUGAAACAGGCGUGGCCAUUGAAGUUUGGGUUGUGGAGAAAAACCCUAACGCCUUCGUUCUGUUACAACGGCAUAACGAGGGUUUGUGGGGUGGUUGUGUGAACUUGGUGAAAUCAGAUAUGCGCAGUUGGAAAGGCCCGCACCAUCUGGCUCCUGAGUCUGAACCCAAGAAAAGUGCCAGCGCCAGCAAACCGACAAGCGAGGGAGGAGGUAAUGGAGGAGGCCAGAGUACUCAGGGCGGUGGAAACACCUCGUCGCCGCGCCCCAGUGAAUCCCCAACACCAAUAAUAAAAUCAGCGUGGUCAUUCUCGCACCCCAACAUCAACGCGCCGCCGCCUUCCCCAGUUUCAUCCACAAUCUCCAACGCGCACAACGUCCGACGAACCAGGUUAGCGUUCCCCUGUCGAGAACGGGGUACCUGCCAUGGCCUCGCCGGCUAUUUCGAGACCGUCCUGUAUGAUGAUGUUGAGCUAUCGACGAAUCCAGUGACGAUGGAUGCCAAGAGUGCCGGCAUGAUAAGCUGGUUCCCGAUUUACUUUCCGCUCAAGACCCCUCUCACCGUCCCCGCCAACUCCGAAAUCGUCGUAACCAUGUACCGCCAAACCGACAACCGAAAAGUUUGGUACGAAUGGAUCGUCGAGGUAUUCGCGCGCGAUACAUUGUCGCCCCUACCAGCAACAACUACAAGCGGCGCAUCGUCGCAGCCGCAGCAACCUUCCUCUUCCGCUUCCUCUUCCUUACCACAUCCACCACCACCACCACCACCAUCGCCAUCACCAUCAUCAACGUCCCCGCCAGCCAGAGCUGAGAAAGGCACCGAUGUCGACAAGGACAAAGCGGCCGGGGACUUCAGGAGAGUGCGUGUCGCGAUGAGUGAGCUGCAUUCUAGUAUCAAGGAUGGUUGUUUGAUGUAA